Heterostelium album PN500 is the source of this 2088-nucleotide messenger RNA. RefSeq lists its product as uncharacterized. Lineage: Eukaryota; Evosea; Eumycetozoa; Acytosteliales; Acytosteliaceae. Bases 1 to 2088 code for a protein of 695 amino acids. The transcript has 3 exons. The record is from RefSeq and is a predicted model, not a curated record.
AUGAGUGCUUCAAUGUCAAAACGUACACAUGAUUUUGAUCAAAAAUCAAGUGAAGAUAGCGAAGUAGACAUCAACAAUCAUAAUAAUAAUAAUAAUAAUAAUAAUAAUAUUGUUAAUAAUAAAGUAGCACCUCAGUUCACAGAUAAAGAAUUGGAGAAAGAUGAUGUGAAAUUAUUCAAAGUUUUAACAGAAUCUUUGAAAAUUUUUGGAAAGAAUGACUUGAUCACCAAGAAACCAAAAGUCAAACUCGAAGUCAUUGUAUUAAAGAAACAAAAGAUGAUUGAUGCCAAGAUAGAAAAACAAGAAGAGUCAAGUAGCAGUAGAAAUGACGAAGAGGUUUUCAUUGGACCUGUAGAUUCGAAAAGUGAAGAGAUUAUCGCUGACAUUCGUAAAUAUCUAUCGUUGGCUUUUCGAAAACCAGAACGUAGUUGUUUGAUUUACAUCUCUGAACAUAGAUACACUCAAGUGCAGUACAGCAUGGAAUGUCUCAAAGGUCAAGAUGCACAUAUUGCAACAACUCUACUUCAGGCUGCAGAUGGUACUGGAAAUGGAAUUGAACAUGCAGAUUCAAUCAUUUUUAUCUUUAACGUCAUUGGCAAUUAUACGAUUACAGAUGCUCAGUUUUGUGACAAACUUUCACGAUGUUUCAAUAUUCUUGCAAAACUUGGCAAACAAGAUUUUUUCCAACCCAAUUCAAAGACAUUCUUUAAGUUAUUGGAACAAUCAAUGGGAUUAGAACCAACUUUCAUCGGUAGAAUCGAUCAAACAUUUACAGAAGACUCAAUUAAUAGUAAUAGAAUAAAGGCAGAGCCGAACAGUAACAAUAAUAAUGAAAACAUUACCUUUGAAUCGAAUAAUAACAAUAAUAUCAAGUUGGAGUCAAUUAAUAACAAUAGUAUCAAGUUAGAAUCAAUUCCAGCAACAGAAUUAGAAACAAUAAUAUUAGAAGCAUUUGAGAAUUGUCCAUCAGAAAAGAUAUCGGAUAUUUUUGAAACAUAUGGUCAGAUAAAAUCAAUACUCAAAAACAUUGGCAAUCAACAACAAACAGAAUCACUUUUGAAUACGAUCAAUCCUUUAUUCUAUUCAAAGGUUGCAGCAACUCUGAAUAUAAGUGAAUGGAAGGGUUUUACAAGUAGAAUUGAUUUCAUAAUCAAUUUCAACGAGAUUACUGAUGAAACGAAACACAACUUUAUAGAUAAAAUUGUCGGGUCACUUUGUUCCAAUUGUAACAACUAUCCUAGAUAUUGCGAUCUAUCUAACAACUUAUUAUCAAUUUAUCAAUGCCAUCUCAAACAUCUAUCAUACUUUAAUUUAAGUAAUUUCAUAAAAAUCAUAGACCACAGUAUUUGUGGUUUAUACUUCUAUUUUACUGGUGAUAACACUCGAACUCAGUUGCUAGAGAUUUUAUUUUCAAUCAAAAAUGAACAGCUUCUUGACAAGUUAUGUGCGAAAUCGACACCAGAUAAACUACUCUUGAAUUGUCAGCUUCAUCUCAACAGACUCAACGAACCAAGUUGCACAAUCGAAGAGAUCAGGUUGUUUGGUAAGAUGUGGUGUCAUGCUAUACUUUCUCGUUUCAAAAGUGCUGGUAAUGUAAGCUAUCAUACUUGGAAUGUUCCAAUUGGUUCAUAUUCAUAUCCAUUUGAACGUAACUAUACUUGCAGCGACUACACACCGCAGUGCCAUUGUAUGAAAGUAGCAUCAUUCCUUCCAACUGAAACCAAAGUAAUAGAGUUCAAAUGUCUACUCGAAAAGUUAGAUCAUAUCGAAAAUAUAUUUGCAAAAUACAAAAACUUCCUUCGAUAUGAGAAGAGAAUAAAUGGUCCAUUGUAUCAGAUAAGAGUCACCAAAUUACAACCGUCGAUCGAAUAUUUGAAUUCAGAUGCACAAGAAUUCAUCGAGUCACUGACGAUAUCUAGAUCUGCCAUUCCAGAAGAUGCAAUAGCCAAACUCAGCAACGAUGAUUACAUCACAAUCUAUUACAGAGCUCUCGACACUAGAUUGAAUGAACUGACUGCUAGACAACCAAUCACCCCACUUGAUCUUCCAGCUAUUCCUCCCUUUUCAACGACCACCACAAACAACUAA